AUGACUUUCUUUCACUUCGGGAACUGUGUAGCUUUAGCCUACGUGCCUUAUGUCAUCGUUUAUAAAUGUUCUGGUUUAGCUGAGUACAGUGCUUUCUGGAAGUGUGUACAAGCUGGUGCAGCCUAUCUGUUCACACAGCUAUGCAAGAUGUUGCUACUGGCAACCUUCUUCCCAGCCACAGAAGCAUCAGCUGGAGGACUUGAUAUUGCAGGGGAGUUUCUCAAAUCAACAGUAGAUAUUGCAGAUCUGAUUGGUCUUCACAUUGUUAUGUCCAAGUUUGCCGGCAAGGGUCAACUGAAGUUUAUGAUUGCAGGCAUGGGGUGGGCCACAGCAGAGCUGGCUGUUACCAGGUUUGUUCCUCUCUGGAUGGGUGCAAGAGGUGUGGAGUUUGAUUGGAAGUAUAUCCAGAUGAGUUUUGACUCCAACAUUAGUUUGAUUCAUCACAUCAGUGUGGCUAUGUUGGUGUGGUUGUACAGUCGCAGUGACCUCCAGAAGUCAUCGUUGCCUAUUGUCAUUUCUCUGUUGGCCCUGGCAUGCUAUAGGCCUUUGAUUGUUGAGAUUCUCACACAGGCAGUCGGCCUGGGAUCCUGGAUGCUUCUCUUGAUGAAGGCAGGAUUCACCUCUCUGGUUGCCCUCAUUUCACUGCAGAUGUAUCUCAGUAUUCCCUCACAGGGAGCAAACUCUUACUACUGA
Candidula unifasciata is the source of this 693-nucleotide messenger RNA. The record is from the annotation of a GenBank genome assembly. Lineage: Eukaryota; Metazoa; Mollusca; Gastropoda; Stylommatophora; Geomitridae.